Messenger RNA from Enterospora canceri, 357 nucleotides. NCBI's taxonomy places the organism in Eukaryota, Fungi, Microsporidia, Enterocytozoonidae. The record is from the annotation of a GenBank genome assembly.
AUGGCCCUGCCGCAGUGGUGGCAGAACUGGGCUGCCCUGGCCGCGAACUUGGUCGCCAGGUCGUGGGGGAUGUUGAAGUUGGCGACGCAGGCAGUCGGCCGCGGUGGCGACCUGGUGGAUGCGCGGCAGAAGAAGAAGAGGAAGUUGAUGCAUCGGCUGUGGACGGUGACGUGGCAGGCGGCGCAGCAGAAGGCGGCGCCGAAGAGGGCGAUGGAGUCGACGCAGACGUUGCACCGCGUCGGCUCCAUCAGCCGCCUUCGCUCGAGGACGUGGCCUCGUCUCGCAAGGCAGAGAAUCCGCGCGUCCUUGCGGCAGAUCCCCUCCUGCGACCGCAGUCCAAUUCGCAUUGCGACGUAG